AGGUAAUUGUUGCCUGAAUUCAGAAGCUGUUCUUCAUUUCUAGUUGCUGGCUGUUGACAUAUAUGAGGCUGGAUCAGCCACAGUGAAUUUGUUUUUAUGCUACAGUGCGUUUCCUCAGCGGUUUGAAAUGAGUCUCGUUCAUUUCCAUCAGCAGCAGAUCUGAGAUCAAAUGCAUUUCAAAUCGGGACUCUGUGUGUCUGUCUAUCUGUGUGUCUGUCUGCCUGUGUGUCUGUCUGUCCUGCCUCUCUGUGUGUCUGCCUGUGUGUCUGCCUGUCUGUCUGCCCUGCCUGUCUGUGUGUCUGUCUGUGUGUCUGCCUGUCUGUGUGUCUGUCUGCCUGUCUGUCUGUCUGCCUGUCUGCCAGUGUGUCUGUCUGUCCUGUCUGUGUUUGUCUGUCUGCCUGUGUGUCUGUCUGUUUGUGUGUGUGUGUCUGCCUGUGUGUCUGUGUGUGUGUGUGUGUGUGUGUGUCUUUCUGUCUGUCUGUCUGUCUGUCUGUCCGCUCCAGUUAGGAUUGCAGGCUGCAGAACUGCAUCUCUCCACACUGAUGGGUGAAGUUACCUGAUGAGCGUCCGAUGAGAAGGACGUGAGAGACGGGUUUCAAAUCUCUGCAGAGAAGCCCCUAACUUAAGGAGCCUUGAGUGGCGAUGGAUGAGUUGCUGGUGGUCGCCGGGAGCUUCGUGGUUUUCCAGCUUAUGUUUGUCCUGGCCAGUCCGCUCCUCACGGCCCUCUUCUGCCAGGGAUACGGGAACGUGGUGCCAGCCAAGCACACCGAGUGGAAUUCCAGGUUAGUGUCGACGGUCCACGCUCUGAUCGUGGGGACGUUCUGUCUGUACAUCCUGUGGUUCGAUGACGCUGUGAACAAGGAUCCCGUCUGGGGAGAGCCCCGGCUGGUCAAGCUCAACGUUGCCAUUACCUGCGGCUACCUCGUCUAUGAUUUGUUGCUGCUUGCCCGGUACUGGAAGACCAUGGGGGAUGGGUUUUUCGUCUGCCAUCACAUUGCUGCGCUCUACGCCUAUGGGUUUGUCCUGAGUCGGGGGGUGCUGCCAUAUUUUGCGAAUUUCAGGCUCCUGUCGGAGCUGUCGACCCCCUUUGUGAACCAGCGGUGGUUCUUCGAGGCCCUGUCCGUGCCCCGCUCGGACCGCCGGGUGGUCCUGAACGGCAUCGCCAUGUCGGUGGUCUUCUUUGCUGUGCGCAUCGCCGUCAUCCCCACCUAUUACUGGCGAGUGAUUUCCACCCUGGGGACCCCGGCCUUCGAGAGGCUGGGCCCGGGGCCGCAGGUGGCCUGGAUCCUGUCCAGCGUGAGCCUGGACGUCCUCAACGCCAUCUGGAUGUACCGCAUCGCUCGGGGCUGCUACCGCGUGGUCACGGGAUCCGGGAGGAAAGCCAAGAGCCUGAUCCCCAUCACCGACACAAACAACCACGCUGACUGAGAGAGCCCAACACCACUGCCCUCGCCGUGCCCCUCCACACCCCCCGAGGGCAUCACACUGACUGAGAGAGCCCAACACCACUGCCCUCGCUGUGCCCCUCCACACCCCCCCGAGGGCAUCACACUGACUGAGAGAACCCAACACCACUGCCCUCGCCAUGCCCCCUCCACACCCCCCGAGGGCAUCACACUGACUGAGAACCCAACACCACUGCCCUCGCCAUGCCCCCUCCACACCCCCCGAGGGCAUCACACUGACUGAGAGCCCAACACCACUGCCCUCGCUGUGCCCCCUCCACACCCCCCCGAGGGCAUCACACUGACUGAGAGAACCCAACACCACUGCCCUCGCUGUGCCCCCUCCACACCCCCCGAGGGCAUCACACUGACUGAGAGAGCCCAACACCACUGCCCUCGCCGUGCCCCUCCACACCCCCCGAGGGCAUCACACUGACUGAGAGAGCCCAACACCACUGCCCUCGCUGUGCCCCUCCACACCCCCCGAGGGCAUCGCACUGACUGAGAGAACCCAACACCACUGCCCUCGCUGUGCCCCCUCCACACCCCCCGAGGGCAUCACACUGACUGAGAGCCCAACACCACUGCCCUCGCCAUGCCCCCUCCACACCCCCCGAGGGCAUCACACUGACUGAGAGCCCAACACCACUGCCCUCGCUGUGCCCCCUCCACACCCCCCCGAGGGCAUCACACUGACUGAGAGAACCCAACACCACUGCCCUCGCCGUGCCCCUCCACACCCCCCGAGGGCAUCACACUGACUGAGAGAGCCCAACACCACUGCCCUCGUCAUGCCCCUCCACACCCCCCGAGGGCAUCAGAAAUAACGCUGUGCUUCGGAUGCAUCAGAUUCUGGGGUCUUUUCAAUUCAUGUAAACAGAGGCGUUCAUUUUCUUCUGUGCAUUUACCUUUUAACAUGAGGUUUGCAAUCGCUCAAAGUGGUUCUCUUGAGUACGAUGUAAAGUCAUUAUCGUCCACUUUGAUAAAACUAAAAGAGGCUUCAAUUCAGUGACCGACGUUUCGACUAGAAGUCUAGUGAAUUCAAAAGACAUUUAGUUGAAAGUUUUGCCAUUGAAUUGAAGUUUCUUCCAGUAUUUCUGAAUUCAGCUCUAUUGAGUGUUUAAUGAUCUGCCUCUCUGGUCCGGCGUUUACGAGACACUUUGGCUAAUCUAGCUACAUUACAAACAGCAGCGCAGCUAGAACUGAAGAGCAGCUCCUGAACUCACAGUCAAUGCAGACUGAGCAAAAAGGAAACGGAUAAAUGUAAUUUGAAGAAAUCAUAACCCUUUAAAUUAUUAUUAUUAGUAGUAAUUAGGCAGACACUUUUAUCCACAGAGACUAGGGGCUGGACUAUUCAUUGCAACUGCUGCUGCAGAGUCGCUUCCAAUAGGACCUUGUUUGUUUUACGUCUCAUCCGAAGGACGGAGCACAAGGAGGUGAAGUGACUUGCUCAGGGUCCCACACAGGGAGUCAGUGGCUGAGCUGGGAUUUAACUGGGAACCUCCUGGUAACAAGCCUCUUUCUCUAACCGCUGGACCAACAAGCCUCCUCUAUAAAUCAACAGAGUUCUGAAGCUAUGGAAAGAGAGAGGAGCCCCCUGCAGCUGCUGUGCUGUUCUACAUGUCCGAGUGGUGCCUGCGUCAGAAACGCUGUGGAUUUCUGAUACCUCCGCCAGGUAUUGGGGUCUCCACAGAUCUGAAUGGAGAUCUUAAUACCAGUGCCCUUCAAAUCCUUCCAAGAAGUGGACUGAGAGAAAACCAACAGUGUGUGUGUGCGUGCGUGCGUGCGUGUCUCUCUGGUGUGUUUUUGUCUUUAAAAGAAACUAGAAGAGCAGGUCCUGUUAAUAUUGAAACAGUGGCUGCAUUUAGCAGACAAGUUUCGGUUUAUUUUCCUAAAUGUGUAGACUUGAGGAUUGAACACGUUUUAAACUUUAAAAUAUUGAGAAUGUUUCUAACUAAUCAGAAAAGCCAUCAUGAGAAACCGUCACUUCUUUUUAUAGAUUACUGCAUCAUGUAUGUAUGUGUAAGACAAUGUGUAGAGCAUUUCAUUGUAUACAGAAAAGAAUGUGAACAAGUAUUGAAUAUGAAGUAAUUCAGUCCACUGUAACCUUUACUGCUUUGCAAACGCAUUUGGCCGGCCUGUUCAGGUGAAAUUCUAAACAUUGAACCUAUGUAGGCUUUAAACAGUUCAACUUAGUAUUAGCAUCCUUAGUACUGUGUUUCAAUCAGCCUCUAGCCACCGUUACAGAAUAGAAACUCACACGAGUCCUGCACCCAGGUCUGGGUUAAAGCCCUCCCUUCAGUUAUCGUGUGUCCUGUUUGUAUCCAUGAUAAAUAUCCCAGUCGUGUUGCUUUGAUAACAUAAAGAGAGCUGUUUGUAACGCCUGCUGUGUGUGAAUGGCAGUCUUGUGUUUUGUGUAGGGAGCAGGAAUGCCGUGAUGAUCCGUUCAGUGCAGAUUGAACCAGGGGCCUGAUCGCUCCCGUUCCUGUGCUUCUGGUCAUUUCAACAAUAUCCCUUUGGUACCAUGUUCCGGUUCUUAUCUAGGUCUUUUGUAAUGCUCUUUUAAAAGCCUUGGCCGGGCAAAUUCUCGUACCCCAUAAAGUUCAUGCAAGCAGUUAGAAGAAAUCCUAAAACAUUACAUUAAAAAGUCUUGACCGAAGGCUAUGUUUUAGUACACGGGGGAGUUCUGUAACGCAGGGCUCGUGUGAGUUUCUAUCCCUCUGCUCCCUUUCAAACCACCGGGACUCCUGCAAACUACCACUGAUCCCUCAAUCACCCUUAAAGACCCCUCUGUGUAACAUACCUCCGCUCUCUCUCUGCCGGUGUCAUCCCGUGCAUCAAGGAUAAUCGUCUCUCUGCUGUCCUGCACCCUUUAAACUGAUCAAAUCAUCUUUCACCCUCUUGUGAUUGCUCUCUCAGUUGCUGGUACUUACAGCAGUGUGGGGGCAGGAAAGUGACCCACGCUACCCUGCUCGCUAUCCAGCCACUGGAAAAACGUCCCUGUAGUAUUUCUGUCUGCUGUCCUGCCUCCUCUUUUAACGGACUGACAAUCUGAUACAUUCAUUUAGCAGCUCUCUCCUGCAGUGCUGGGCUUUUAUUUGGAGACACAGCGAUUGGAAUCCCAAAGGCUGCUGGGAGUUCCCAGUCGCUGUGUCUCCGGUCAGGGAUCAUAAGCGAAGCACGGGACACAGUUAGAACCAUUCCCGCCAUGUAGAAAGAAUUUUUUUGUUGCUCUAAACUUUCAGAAAUCAAAGCUUUCAAGGAUUCUGGACUUUGAGUAGCAUGGCAUUGAUUCAUUCAUGGACAAAAUGGAUUUGUUAACUGGAAGUCCUUCAACCUGUGUUUAAAAUGCAUUCUGACACUACAUCGAAAAAAAAUCUGUUUUGUUUUUUUUUGUCGAUUUUGUUUGUAUGCUUGUUAAAAACGUGAUUUGAUUUAAUUUUCUUAAAAGGUACGUCCAUUUCAAGUUGUUUAGUUAGAGGGAAAUCGACCCAUUUCAUAUUGAUAUGAAGCUGCUUUCAAGUACUGAUACAUAACCUAGUGUAAUGUAGCAUACCAGGUGUAUACUAACUUACUCGCUGUAGCGUAGAGUCUAAAGUACUAGACUAUUGUACUAGAGACAGUAUUUUUCUGCUCAGGUUACUGUAUAUUUGUAGUGCACUCAGGAACUCACAUCUUCAUGAUGGCAUAUUCUUAGAAUGGGCGGGGCAGGUGAUGUCAUAUUCUUAUUGUGAAAUAUCCACUACCUUCCUUUGCAAGUGAAAUGCAGUGUUGAAAUUGAAAUACAUAACGCUCUCUGUUCACAAGUCAUGAAGUCGCUUCAGAUUUCAUGUUCUUCUCUUUGCAAUCAUUCCCAAGUCGUUCUUAUUGAAAACACUCAGAUACCGUGUAUAACACGUUCACUAAGUACUUUAAAUAAUUACCCAAGCAUUAAUUAAAAACGUCUAAUUAUGAUUAGUAUUAUUAUUUAAUAAUAGCGGAAACCAGAUUGAUUCAAACAUUAGCAUCUUACUGGCUCUCCGUCCUUUUGUAAUAAUUGGAUCUGAUGUCUUUAAGCAGACAGAAUACCACACAGGGUUGGUACAUGAGCCUUCUCUGUGCAAAACGAUUCAUUCAGAGCUACACAAUCCGUCCACCACCGUCCUUCAGACAGUUUGAGGGAAACCUGGGUACUGUAAUUUGUCUGAAAUCUGUAUAAUAUUUAGAUCAGUGUUAGUUAAAGAUCUCUCUUUCAUAACUGACCCUUUGCCUUAAAACUGGUGUUCGUACUGCCUUUGAUUGUAACAGUACUGUUAGUGGGAGGCUCUUAUACUCUCGUAACAGCUUCCCUCUGCUCUGUGCUGGUGGAGAAAGAGGAAGGGAGGCUCUUACACUCGCGUAACAGCCUCCCUCUGCUCUGUGCUGGUGGAGAAGGAGAAAGGGAGGCUCUUCCACUCUCGUAACAGCCUCCCUCUGCUCCGUGCUGGUGGAGAAGGAGAAAGGGAGGCUCUUCCACUCUCGUAACAGCCUCCCUCUGAUGGUGGAGAAUGAGAAAGGGAGACUCUUCCACUCUCGUAACAGCCUCCCUCUGUUGUUGGUGGACCCUUGUCUUUUAAUAGUGUUGUCAGACUCAUGUACACCACUGAUAUUUAUUGGGUGUGUAAGAAGAUCACAAAGUCCCUCUGCGUGAUGUAUUGGGAUGUAUUGGGCUUUAAUAUGUGCUGCUUGGUGUGAUGUGAGAUGACAGAAAAGUGAUCAUGUAUAACAAACUCAUUAUUGGUGCUUUCGAUCUUCACAACCUAAUGAGUUAGUAACUUAAAACUGACAUGUGCCUGGCGUCCCUAGAUCAGCCAAAGGGUCUUUAUAGUGUGCUAGCGCCAUCUAGUGCACAGCUAACGCACUGACAGCAAAACAAAAGAAUGUCGUAAUACUAGAUGGUCCCAGCCCUUAUCAAGUUGCAUAAAUCAAGCAGCUGGAACUGCAGAGCUGCUCCUGAAAUCACUGUAACGCAGAUUCAUACAAAUAAUAAUAAUAAUAAUAAUAAUAAUAAUGAAACACUCAGAGUAAUAGCAAUUCUAACUAAAUGAGUCCAAUAAGGGGUCAGUAUAGAAAGCUUCAGAGAUGGUACUGUACAGAGGCAUGAACCCUGUAAUAAGCAAAGAGAUCUUGUAUCAUUUAAUAUUAAAUAAUGAUAAGAUAAUAAAAUCGUUUAUAA
Messenger RNA from Acipenser ruthenus (sterlet), 6639 nucleotides. RefSeq names its product TLC domain-containing protein 4-B. Gene Ontology annotation, biological process: lipid homeostasis. The transcript is spliced from 7 exons. Bases 643 to 1428 code for a protein of 261 amino acids. Lineage: Eukaryota; Metazoa; Chordata; Actinopteri; Acipenseriformes; Acipenseridae. The record is from RefSeq and is a predicted model, not a curated record. Gene Ontology annotation, cellular component: endoplasmic reticulum; membrane.